Messenger RNA from Dipodomys ordii (Ord's kangaroo rat), 3374 nucleotides. RefSeq names its product retinoblastoma-like 1 (gene Rbl1). Gene Ontology annotation, molecular function: RNA polymerase II transcription regulatory region sequence-specific DNA binding. Gene Ontology annotation, biological process: regulation of transcription by RNA polymerase II; negative regulation of G1/S transition of mitotic cell cycle; cell differentiation. The transcript has 22 exons. Gene Ontology annotation, cellular component: transcription regulator complex; nucleus; chromatin. Lineage: Eukaryota; Metazoa; Chordata; Mammalia; Rodentia; Heteromyidae. Bases 81 to 3272 code for a protein of 1063 amino acids. The record is from RefSeq and is a predicted model, not a curated record.
GGGGCGUUGUGGGUAGGCGCGCCGGGAGGGAGAAAGGAACCCGGGGCCGCUGAGGCGCGCCGCCCGCUGGGCUCGAAGGGAUGUUUGAAGACGAGUCCCACGCCGAGGGGGCGGCGGUGGUCGUUGCGGCCGGGGAGGUGCUGCAGGCCCUCUGCCAGGAACUGAACCUGGACGAGGGGAGCGCGGCCGAGGCUCUGGACGACUUCACCGCCAUCAGAGGCAACUACAGUCUGGAGGGAGAAGUUAUACACUGGUUGGCAUGUUCAUUAUAUGUAGCAUGCCGUAAAAGCAUUAUUCCCACAGUUGGAAAGGGUAUCAUGGAAGGAAACUGUGUUUCACUUACCAGAAUACUACGUUCAGCUAAAUUAAGUUUAAUACAAUUUUUUAGUAAAAUGAAGAAAUGGAUGGACAUGUCAAACCUGCCACAAGAAUUUCGUGAACGUAUAGAAAGGCUAGAAAGAAAUUUUGAAGUAUCUACUGUAAUUUUUAAAAAAUUUGAGCCUAUUUUUUUAGAUGUGUUUCAAAAUCCAUAUGAGGAGCUACCAAAAUUACCACGAAGCAGAAAACAGAGGAGGAUUCCUUGCAGUGUUAAGGAUCUCUUUAAUUUCUGUUGGACACUCUUUGUUUAUACUAAGGGUAAUUUUCGUAUGAUUGGGGAUGAUUUGGUAAACUCUUAUCAUUUACUUCUGUGCUGCUUGGAUCUAAUUUUUGCCAAUGCCAUCAUGUGCCCAAAUAGGCAAGACUUGUUAAAUCCAUCAUUUAAAGGUUUGCCAUCUGAUUUCCACACUGCUGACUUUAAGGCUUCUGAAGAACCUCCCUGUAUCAUUGCUGUACUCUGUGAACUACAUGAUGGGCUUUUAGUAGAAGCAAAAGGAAUAAAGGAGCACUACUUUAAGCCAUAUAUUUCAAAACUCUUUGAUAAGAAGAUUUUGAAAGGAGAAUGCCUCCUGGACCUUUCCAGUUUUACUGAUAAUAACAAAGCAGUCAACAAGGAGUAUGAAGAAUAUGUUCUAACUGUUGGUGAUUUUGAUGAGAGGAUCUUUUUGGGAGCAGACGCAGAAGAGGAAAUUGGAACACCUCGAAAAUUCCCUGGGGACACCCCAUUAGCACAAACUAAUGUGGAAUGUAACCUUCAACAACACUUUGAAAAAAAAAGAUCAUUUGCACCUUCUACUCCGCUGACAGGACGGAGAUAUUUACGAGAGAAAGAAGCAGCUAUUACUCCUGUGGCUUCAGCUACCCAGAGUGUGAGCCGUUUACAGAGCAUUGUGGCUGGACUGAAAAAUGCACCUAGUGAACAACUUACAAGUAUUUUUGAAUCUUGUAUGCGGAAUCCUAUGAAAAACAUUAUGAAAAUAGUGAAAGAAAUAGGAGAGACUUUCUGCCAACACUAUACUCAGUCAACAGAUGAUCAGCCAGGAUCUCACAUAGAUUUUGCUGUAAACAGGCUAAAGCUGGCAGAAAUUUUGUAUUAUAAAAUGUUAGAGACUGUAAUGGUUCAGGAAACACGAAGGCUUCAUGGAAUGGAUAUGUCGGUACUUUUAGAGCAGGAUGUAUUCCAUCGCUCCUUGAUAGCUUGUUGCUUGGAAAUUGUGCUCUUUGCCUACAGUUCACCUCGUACUUUUCCUUGGAUUAUUGAAAUUCUCCAUUUGCAGCCAUUUUACUUCUAUAAGGUUAUUGAAGUGGUGAUCCGCUCAGAGGAGGGGCUUUCCAGGGACAUGGUGAAACACCUGAAUAGCAUUGAAGAACAGAUUUUGGAGAGUUUAGCAUGGGGUCAUAAUUCUACACUGUGGGAGGCUCUUCAAUUGUCUUCAGACAGAGUUCCUACUUGUGAAGAAGUUAUAUUCCCAAAUAACUUUGAAAUAGGAAAUGGUGGAAAUGUACAGAUGCAUCUCCCUAUGAUACCCAUGUCUCCUAUCAUGCAUCCAAGAGUCAAGGAAGUUCGGACUGAUAGUGGGAGUCUUCGAAAGGAUAUGCAACCAUUGUCUCCAAUUUCUGUUCAUGAACGCUACAGUUCUCCUACUGCAGGGAGUGCCAAGAGAAGACUUUUUAGAGAUGAUCCCCCAAAGGAAGUGCUUGUGGAUAAGAUUAUGACCGAAGGAACAAAACUGAAAAUUGCUCCUUCAAGCAUUACUGCUGAAAACAUAUCAAUUUCUCCUGGGCAAACCCUUCUAACAAUGGCCACAGCUACAGUAACAGGGUCAAAAGGACAUAAAGUUACAAUUCCAAUGCAUGGUGUUGCAAAUGAUGCUGGAGAGAUCACACUGAUACCUAUUUCUAUGAACUCAACUCAAGCAUCCAAAGUUGAGAGUCCAGUACCACUGACUGCUCAGUCAUUAUCGAGUGCCUCUCCACAACAGACCCAUCUGACUAAUGCACAGGAAGUUCAUCUGACUGGAAUAAGCAAACCAAAGAGAACUGGAUCCCUAGCAUUAUUUUACAGAAAGGUCUAUCAUUUGGCAAGUGUACGGUUGCGUGAUUUAUGUUUAAAACUAGAUGUUUCAAAUGAAUUGCGAAGGAAAAUAUGGACGUGUUUUGAAUUCACUUUAGUUCACUGCCCUGAUUUAAUGAAAGAUAGACAUUUGGAUCAGCUACUCCUUUGUGCCUUUUACAUCAUGGCCAAGGUAACAAAAGAAGAAAGAACUUUUCAAGAAAUAAUGAAAAGUUACAGGAAUCAGCCCCAAGCUAAUAGUCAUGUUUAUAGAAGUGUUCUGUUGAGAAGUAUUCCAAAAGAAGUUGUGACAUACAAUAAUGACCUAAAUGGUGAUUGUGAAAUGACAGCUGUCGAGAUGGAAGAUGCCACAAAAACACCUGACUGUUCUUGUGAACCAGUGAAAGAAGAAAGAGGUGAUCUUAUCAAAUUUUAUAAUACAAUAUUUGUGGGAAGAGUGAAGUCAUUUGCAUUGAAAUAUGACUUGUCAAAUCAAGAACAUAUGAUGGAUGCUCCACCACUGUCUCCUUUUCCACACAUUAAGCAACAGCCAGGCUCACCACGCCGCAUUUCUCAGCAGCACUCUGUUUAUAUUUCCCCUCACAAGAAUGGAUCCAGCCUUACACCAAGCAGUGCUCUGCUGUACAGGUUCAGUGGUAGCCCUUCAAAGAGUUUGAAAGAGAUCAACAACAUGAUAAGACAAGGUGAGCAGAGAACCAAGAAGCGAUCCAUAGCCAUCAGUGGAGAUGCAGAAUCCCCUUCUAAACGCCUCUGCCAAGAAAAUGAUGAUGUUUUACUCAAACGGCUGCAGGAUGUUGUUAGUGAAAGAGCAAACCACUAAUGUUCCUGUUCCUGCUGAAAGCACUUUUAGGUUCUGUAGAAAGUUGGGUUUGGUCCUUCAAAACUUUCUGUCUUGUAGAUGCUAAUUAUCAUGAGGUUAUAC